GGAGGAGCUGGCGCGACUAAAAGCUUUGGCGCUGCAUUAGCUUGCUUGAACAGGCACAAGGACAACAUUUAAGGCAAGGCCUGAAGCUGGAGCGAAUGCGAGGACACUAACGGCAGUCCGCGGGCACCAGCCCGAAUCCAGCCUCGACUGUCGUAACGGAGCAAACGGACACUUUCUGCCCACCGAUUGAUUUGGUUUGAUUUGAUUGAUUGCAAUUCCACAUGCCAGAGUAGCUUCUGCCGCGGCCUGACUUGGGUUGCGAUGCAGGGCCAACAAUUGUGACGGCGCGACAUACAUUUACAUUCGUUUCAUCUCCUCGGCUAGAAAUCCAUCUAUCGCAUCAACUUCACAUCUACAUCACCAUCUCGACAGCCAGCGCCUGCGCUGUUGCGACACACACUGGAAGCUUCGACUCAGCUGCUACAUACUAUCAGCACUAACAACUAGCAAGCCAGCAAGCUACCUAGCAGUUACACAGCUCUUCUAGCAACCAUGGCGCUCAAUACAACGGGCAUCCCGCCGCUGCAGUUCACGGCCCUCGACGACAUCACGGCCCAGUACAACAAGGUCCGCGCCACCUUCAGGUCCGGUCGCACAAGAGACGUCGAGUAUCGCAAGCAGCAGAUCCGCCGCCUCUACUGGGCCAUCGUCGACAAUGCCAAGCUGAUUGAGCUGGCCCUCAACAAGGACAUGGGCAAGUCCAACUUCGAGGCCAACAUCUCCGAGAUCGACUGGUGCAAGCAAGAGUGUCUCGACGCCGUCGACAACCUGGACAAAUGGAUCAAGGACGAGGGCAUCCCCCACAUGCCCCUGCAGUUCUUGGCCAUGAAGCCGCGCAUCAGGAACGAGCCGCUGGGCGUCAUCCUCAACAUUGGCGCAUACAAUUUCCCCUUCCAGCUCAACGUCACGCCCCUCGUUGGUGCCAUUGCGGCGGGCAACACCUUUGUGCUUAAGCCGUCCGAGAUAUCGCCGCACUCGGCCAUGGUCUUGAAGAAGAUUAUGGACGAGGCGCUAGACCCCGAUUGCUACGUCUGCUUCAACGGCGGCAUCGAUGAGACGAAACAUAUCCUGGAGCACAAGUUUGACAAGAUUGUCUUCACCGGCGGCAAGCGGACCGGCACCAUCAUUGCCCAGAAGGCAGCCGAGACUCUGACGCCCGUGCUCCUCGAGCUGGGCGGCCAGAACCCUGCCUUUAUUACCCGAAAGGGCGAUCUCAAGAUUGCGGCCCGUCGUCUGAUGUGGCAAAAGUGCCUGAAUGCUGGCCAGGUGUGCCUCUCCCACAACUACGCGCUCGUCGAGCGAUGUGUCCUCAACAAGUUCAUCGAGGAGGUCAAGAAGCAAUACGCCGAAAUGAUGCCCCAGGGAGCAAAGGCAAGCCCCGACUUUUCCCGUAUCGUCAACCAGGGCCACUUCAACCGCAUCAAGAAGAUGCUAGACAACUCCAGAGGCAAGAUUGUCAUGGGCGGGUCCAUGGAUGAGACCGACUUUUUCAUCGAACCCACGGUUGUCUUAGUUGACGAUAUCAACGACAGCAUGGUGGUGGAGGAGAGCUUUGGCCCUAUCUGGUCCAUUGUUCCGUUUGAUACCCUGGACGAGGCCAUCAACAUUGCUAAUCAGGUUGACCCAACACCAUUGGCUUUGUUCGCCUUUGGCUCGGAUGCGGAAACCGAAAAAGUCAUCAACAGCGUGACGUCGGGAGGCGCCACCAUCAACGACGGCUUCUUCCACGCCAUGCUCAACCCAAGCCCCAUCGGUGGCAUUGGAUCCUCUGGCACGGGCAACUACCACGGCUACUUCUCCUUCAAGGCCUUUAGCCACCAACGUUCCAUCGCAAAGGUCCCAACUUGGGCGGAUAAGCUGCUGCGCGUGCGAUACAUGCCCUAUUCGGCCAGCGAGCUGAAGCGCCACCACCGCAUCUCCGAGAAGAAGCCCAACUUUGACCGCAACGGCCAGCUUGUCAAGGGCUUGAAGUACUGGUUCGCCGUGCUGCUGAGCUUGGGCUCCAAGAACGCGGCGAGCUUUGCUCUCAGGUGGGGGGUUCUUAUUGCUCUGGCUGUGACACUGGGUCUGAAACGCAACUCUUUAGGACUGUGAAUGAGGAUGAAGAGAAGACGAAUGAAGUGAAGAAAUAAAGUUGUGUCAAACGCAAUGUCUAUUGUGAGAUGGGUCUCUCUGGUAGCCCCUACGUUUUUCUCUGAUUUAGUAUUUUGCAAAAGCUUGAAAACUGAGAUACCGUGGUUUGUCAACUACCUUUAUGUAUUAUUAUAUAACACGCUUAUAACAUGCUUCGUUGGCUGCUUCAUACUAGAAAACAAACAAAUAAUUACAUGUCGGUAGUGACCAGGCAGCACCCCAGAUUCAGG
Molecule: messenger RNA, 2363 nt
Organism: Trichoderma harzianum CBS 226.95
Lineage: Eukaryota; Fungi; Ascomycota; Sordariomycetes; Hypocreales; Hypocreaceae
Exons: 2
Coding region: 493-2094 (533 amino acids)
Biological process (GO): aldehyde metabolic process
Cellular component (GO): cytoplasm
Molecular function (GO): aldehyde dehydrogenase (NAD+) activity
Source: RefSeq, a predicted model, not a curated record